GCCGAGCAGCAGCAGCAGCACUUUGCGAGGAUUACAAGCGGCUGCGCGCGGCGCAUCGCUGCGUCCCUUGCCACUCUGCACAGAUGCGCCUCACCCUCGCACUCCUCGCAUGCAGCGCGGCCGCGGCGGCGGAGCGCGCCUGCGAGGCGCUGCCGCCUUUAACAACCACGCGAACGAAGCCCUCCGUCGACGGCGGCUCGAACCUGUUCAUUGGUGGAGCGAGAAAGCCCUGGGACGGCCGCGUCGCCGAGGUGACGAGCCCGGUGUUUGACGAGGCGACCGGCGCGAAGGCGGUCCUGGGCCGCCUCGCGCAGAUGGACGCGACGGCGGCGAGCUGGGCCGCCGACGCGGCGAGCGAGGCCUGGGACCGGGGCCAGGGGCCCUGGCCCCAGGCGUCGCUCAAGGAACGAGCGGCAGCGAUCCGCGCGUUCCUCGACGAGCUCGAAAAAACGAAGCGCGACGAAAUCAUCGAGGUCCUCAUGUGGGAGAUCGCCAAGACCAAGCAGGACGCGACAAAAGAAUUUGAUAGGACCGUGGCCUUCGCGCGGACCGUCGUAGAUCAAGCUUUACAAACCGACGCGACGGAGCAAUUUGGAAGAUGGACCGGCGUCUCGGGCGUAAGGGCACGAGUCCGACGGGGCCCGGUAGGCGUGACGUUGAUGCUGGCGCCCUACAAUUACCCCUUAAAUGAAAUGUACGCGAUGAUGAUGCCCGCGUUACUGAUGGGAAACCCCGUGAUUUUGAAAUUGCCGGCGAUCGGGGCGUUAGCGCACGUUUUGACGAUUGACGCCCUGCAGAAAUGUUUACCGAAAGGUGUGGUGAACUUUGUCAGUGGUUCGGGGCGGGAAACGCUACCGAGCGUGAUGCAGGGCGGGCUGGUGGACUGCCUCGGGUUCAUCGGCGGGUCGAAGGGCGCCGACGCGCUCAUCAAGCAGCACCCGCACCCGCAUCGAUUGAAGGUGUUUUCCCAGUUGGAGGGGAAGAACCUGGGGAUUGUCUUCGCGGACGCGGACCUGGACGAGGCGGUGCGCCAGAUUUUGUUGGGCGCGCUGUCGUACAACGGCCAGCGGUGCACGGCCAUCAAGUUGGUGAUUGCCGAGAAAAGUAUCGCGCCGGUCUUGGUCGACAAGUUGUCCAAGGCCAUCGAAGAGUUACCAAGGGGCCUGCCGUGGGACGCCGGCGUCGAGAUCACCCCCCUCCCGGAGCCGAACAAGCCCCAGUACCUCGCCGAGCUGGUGGAGGACGCGACGAGCCAGGGCGCUCUUAUAAAAAACGCGCGGGGCGGCGCGACGAACGGCCAGCUCUACCACCCCGCUCUGGUGUAUCCGGUGACCCCGUCGAUGCGCCUCUUCCACGAGGAGCAGUUCGGACCCGUCGUGCCCGUCGCCGAGUUCGAGCAGGUGAGUGAAGUCAUUGACGUCGUCAAGGCGUCGUGGAACGGCCAGCAGGCCGCGGUGUUCACGUCGGACGCGGCCAAGGCGGCGCCGCUCGUCGACGCGCUGUCUACCAUCGUCGGCCGGGUCAACGUGAACAUGCAGUGCGCGCGGGGGCCCGACGUCUUCCCCUUCUCGGGGCGACGGUCGUCGGCCAUGGGCACGAUGUCGACCACCGAGUCGCUGCGGGCCUUCUCCGUCGAGACGCUCGUCGCCGUGCGCGACGACGACGCGGGGCGGGCGUUCGGCGACGCGCUCUCGACGCGGGCGAAGUUCCUGCUGCCGACGGCGUAGUAGGAGUGGUAACUUCACACAGUUAUUA
Pelagomonas calceolata is the source of this 1755-nucleotide messenger RNA. NCBI's taxonomy places the organism in Eukaryota, Pelagophyceae, Pelagomonadales, Pelagomonadaceae. The record is from the annotation of a GenBank genome assembly.